AUCUGAACCAGGCUCUCCGUUUGUGCUUGGGAAGCACGGCGACAGGGGCGGAGUACGAGCCGUCUCCGCCCUCAGCAUCAACCACGACUGCACCCGGCUGCUCUGUGGCUUCGCCAAGGGACAUAUCACCAUGUGGGAUCUGGCCAAUGGGAAGCUUCUGCGAACCAUUACCGACGCCCACCCACCCGGCACCGCCAUCUUACAUGUCAAGUUCACCGAUGACCCUACGCUGGCGGUGUGCAAUGACAGCGGUGGCUCUGUGUUUGAGCUGGCUUUCAGGAGGUUGAUGGGGAUGCGUACAUGUGAGUCUCGUUGUCUGUUCAGUGGCUCUAAGGGAGAGGUGUGUAAUGUGGAGCCUCUCCUUACCGCCCCGGACCUGAAGGAUCACCCCAUCACACAGUACUCUCUCCUGGCCAUGGCCUCUCUUACUAAGAUUCUAGUGAUCGGACUGAAGCCUUCUCUCAAAGUGUGGAUGACAUUUCCUUAUGGCAAGACGGACCCAACCAGUGUUCCCCAGCUGGCCUGGCAGUUUGUCCCCGUUCAGAAGGUGGUCAACCCCGUCCUGGCAUUCUGCAGAGGAGACACCGUACACUUCCUGCUGGUGAAGAAGGAUGAGACCGGAACCAUCCAUGUCAUCAAGCAAAGACAUCUGCAGCUGAACUGUGACAUCAUCAGUCUGAAUUGGAUCAACAGUCGUACCCUGGUGGUGAUGGACAGUGGGGAGAAGCUGCGUGUGGUGGACCGACCCAGCCAGGAGGAGCUGGAGAGCUUGGACGUGGCUGAGGUGCAGCUGGUCUACAACAGCAGCCAUUUUAAAUCGCUGGCAACGGGGGGAAACGUCAGUCAGGCACUGGCCCUAGUAGGAGAGAAGGCCUGCUACCAGUCUGUCUGCAGCUACGCAGGACAGAUGGUGUUACUGGGGACCAAGUCAGCCCACAUCCUGACUCUGAGGAACUGGAGGGAGCGGGUGGACUGUCUGUUGAAACAGGAACGUUUUGUUGAGGCUCUGUCCUUGGCCUGGUCCUUCCAUGAGGGCACUGCCAAGGCUGUACUGGGGCUGUUUGGGGACCCAGCAAAGAGGAAAGGUGUAGUGGCAGACAAGAUGAUAGAGAUUCUGUUCCAGUAUGUGGAGCGCUCAGUGAAGAAAUGUCCAGAACACGGCAAGAUACAGGUGAUGGAACAACAUUUCCAGGACAUGGUGCCUGUCAUGGUAGAUUACUGUCUGCAGCUGCAGAGGACGUAA
Molecule: messenger RNA, 1243 nt
Organism: Oncorhynchus keta (chum salmon)
Lineage: Eukaryota; Metazoa; Chordata; Actinopteri; Salmoniformes; Salmonidae
Product: vacuolar protein sorting-associated protein 8 homolog
Exons: 13
Biological process (GO): protein targeting to vacuole; endosomal vesicle fusion
Cellular component (GO): HOPS complex; CORVET complex; late endosome
Molecular function (GO): protein binding
Source: RefSeq, a predicted model, not a curated record